Paraglomus brasilianum is the source of this 1153-nucleotide messenger RNA. Lineage: Eukaryota; Fungi; Glomeromycota; Glomeromycetes; Paraglomerales; Paraglomeraceae. The record is from the annotation of a GenBank genome assembly.
AGGUGGGAGAUAAAGUUGAAGGAUUGCAGAUUCAGUGUAUUAUCGACGAAACCACACUUAACAAGGCUUGGCAUAAGCUUAAUCUGGCAAUAAAACAAGCGGCAAAUAACAAUAUCAAAAAUAAAUUGGUAGUCAUGAGAGGCUUCGAAGCAAGGACUAAAAAGGCCUCGAUUUUGCACAAAGCACUAGUUAAAAUAAAUAAGGUAAUGAAAUAUUUAAAAGAGUUGAAACAAUCUUUAAAUCUGAGCACAGCUGUAGAAGGAAUAAACAAAAAACUCGAGAAGAUAAGCGAAAUGAUACAAUGUGGAAAAAUGGAACUGAUAGAAGAAGAUUUAGAACACACAAACAUUCAAAAAAGUAUACUAAAAAUCAAGGAAAUCAGAAGGUUGAUCCACAAAUGUAGACAGGAAGAAAACAAUAGUGAGAUUAGAGAGGAAAUAGCAGAAGCAAUCGAAAGAAGAGAGAACAACCUUCAAGCCAACACAAAGAAGAUGAUAGAUAGUGUGUUGAAGAGGAGACGAGCAAGAGUAGAGAUAGAAAAUAUAAAAAAGGGAGAAGAAUUGUUAGUAGAAGCAGAAAAAAUCAAAGAAGAGGUUAGAGCACAUUUUAGAAAUUGGACAAGAGAAAACAAAAGUAAUUGGGACUUCUGGGAGGAAUGGAAGGCAGAGUAUGAACCUAAGAAAGAAGUCAAAGAAGAACAGUAUGAGUCACUGAUUAAAAAAGUGGAGAUGCAAGAGUUGAUGACUACUAUCGCAGAGGCAGGCUCGAACAAAGCAAUGGGGCCCGAUGACAUUUCAAAUGAGAUGAUCAAACAGUUACCACAAAACGUACUAGAAGUUCUGUUAGAAAUAAUAAACUUUGCAAUAGACACAGGAAUAACACCGAAGGCGUGGAGUUAUGGGCUGGUCUACCCUAUAGGCAAGAAAGAAACGUUUGAUGGAGACCUGAGACAAACUAGACCGAUAACCUUAAUAGGGCACGCUCGAAAAAUCAUGACCAAAUUGCUGACAAUAAGACUCAAUAGGAUCCUAGUAAAAACAAAAAUACUUAAUCCAAAAAACAAUUCAGCGUUACCACAUACAUCGACAGCAGCACCAAUUAGCUGGCUAGCGAACAUACAGGAGGAUGCUUGGUUAAACAAGAAGGAUUUUUG